Trematosphaeria pertusa is the source of this 1054-nucleotide messenger RNA. RefSeq lists its product as uncharacterized. The coding region runs from base 55 to 891 and encodes 278 amino acids. NCBI's taxonomy places the organism in Eukaryota, Fungi, Ascomycota, Dothideomycetes, Pleosporales, Trematosphaeriaceae. The record is from RefSeq and is a predicted model, not a curated record. The transcript has a single exon.
AAUUAUUUGUCCCGCCCCGCACCAACCUUGGAACACCACCCCGGCAUUUUCCAAAUGACAGACUCCAACCCCCUCAUACUCUACGACAUCUCUUCACCCUUAAAGCCCCGGUCCUACGCGCCCAAUCCUUCCAAGGCCCGUCUCGCGCUCAGCUUCAAACGUGUGCCCUUCAAGACCACCUGGGUCGACAUCCUGGACAUCCCUGACGUUCGUGAGGGGCUCAGCUGCGCGGCCACCCGUAAGCUCGACGAUGGCUCCGACUUCUACACGCUGCCCAUGCUGCGGGACCCAGCCUCUGGUAGGGUCGUUGGCGACUCGUUCGACAUCGCCAACUAUCUCGAGGACACGUUCCCGGACUCAGGCGGCUGCCUUUUCCCUUCGGACUCUACUCGCACUGGGCUCGACUACGAGAGCCCGCACAAGGACACGCCAUUCUUCGCGCCCCUGACUUCCAACCAGGGGUCCAAAAACGAGGCCUACGCAAGGUUCAACUUGCACGUCGACGCUACCUUCUCCGCACAUGUGGUGCUCGUCAGCCAGUACAUGCCCUUCAACCCGGACACGGCCGACGCCGUAAAGGCCCUCUUCAUCAGGCGCGCACACCUGCGCUCCUGGGAUGAUCUCCGCGUUCAGGGCGAGGCAAGAGAGCAGCUCAAGGUGGCGUUCAAGGAAGCAUUGACGUCACUGGCCCAGCUGUUUAUGAUCCACGAUACCGGCCCGUACCUCGAGGGGAAACAGGCUAAUUAUGCCGACCUGAUCGUGGGCGGGUGGCUGAACAUGCUCUCCGUCACCAUGCCCGAGGAGGAGUGGAAGGAUUUCAGGACGUGGCAUAGUGGAGUCUUUGCCCGGUUGCAUGAUGCCCUGCAGGAGAACUAUUUCGUGUGCCAGUAGAGGAUAGAAGGUGCUAUGGUUUCUUGUAUAUCCAACGCCCGGUCUCCAAACUGUGAUGAACCGCACCAGCGAAUUCCGGCGCGGAAGGGUCCCAGAUGGAUGGAUCAGUUUUCAGAAAGCAUCGUUUUCCUCCAUCUACCGCCCGAAUCAAGCUUCUAACACC